UCAAAACAAAAAUUUUGCAAUUGCUUCUCCGAGACAGAAAAUCUGGCUUUAUAGGUCAAUAUGCAGUUGGAUUAAUAAAAAUUUGUUAAUAUGCGUAGUCAAAUUAGUUGGAAGAAUAUUACAGGUCUUUUAACUUGUUAUGGGUUUUAGUUAUUGGCGUGUUGAGAACCGCAAGAACGGAAAAAGCUUGAGAAACAGAGCAAGUUGAUUAGAUGAAAGCAGAAAAGGCUAUUUUUGGAGGAAUAUGAAUAUGGGAUCAGUUGAAGAAACAAUGUAUAUGUAUAUUUAUAUGUUCGGUGUAUAUAUUAUGUAUAUAUGUGUACGUGAGAGAGAGAAAAGGUGUUGUAUUCGAAAUGGAAAACGACCUAGAAUGCGUGAAGCUUCCACCAUUGGUGAAUUCCUAUGGAAUAUGGGAAAGGUUGGAGGAUCCUGUAAAUGGCAGUAAAUUAUGGGAUUACUCAUUUCCCGUCUUGGAGAGUCUUCUAGUUAUUAUUUUCUUUUUCUGGCAACUCAUUUAUUUCAUGUUCAAGCGUUUCGGAGUCUCCAAUUUCACCGCCCAGAUUGCUGCUGGUCUGUUGCUGAGUAUUAUAGCUCUUUACAAGAGGGGCGGGCUUGAAGAAAUUCUGUUUCCUAAGGGCUAUAGAGAAAACGUAAUAGGCACAAUGGGUACAUUUGGGUACACAAUGUUCUGGUUUUUAAUGGGCGUGAAGAUGAAUUUAGGGUUAGUAGCAAGAACUGGAUGGAAAGCAUUGGCAAUUGGAUUUUGUUCAGUGAUUGGACCACUGUUUAUGUCUUUGGUGUUUUACCAUCGCGAAUUGAAAGUAACUAGUGGUUUCAACUCACCUACUGGCUUCAUCAUCUUCUUCCAAUGUACUUCACCAUUUCCAGUUAUUGCUGCUCUGAUCAUAGAUAUGAAAAUCCAAAACUCUGAACUGGGUCGACAUUCUCUUUCUUCAGUAUUUAUGAGUGAUCUUCUGGGUGUUUUUCUUUCCUUGUUGUUUCACUUUAUUCAAAAUGGUUUUAACAACAUCACACAUGCAGUCAUAGAUGUUGUAGCUAUUCUCCUCUUCAUGAUUUUCACUGUAUCCAUCUGGCGUCCUGCUAUGUAUUGGAUUAUUAAACGCACACCAGAAGGCAAGCCUGUCAAGACCAUUUACAUUUAUUUCAUUAUAGUUGCUGUUUUUGGUGCCGGUGCUUAUUGGGCAUUUUUUGAACAAUAUGUUCCUUUUGGUCCUUAUUUCUUGGGGUUAUUUCUUCCUGCUGGACCUCCUCUCGGCUCUGCAUUGAUCGAUAAGUUCGAGUGUCUUGUCACUGGUAGUUUGUUGCCUUUCUUUGUGGCUUCUUGUGCCAUGCAUGCUAACCUCAGCACUGCUGCAAAGUUGGAAGGAUUGACUAUCAUCCUUGUCACUUUUGCAGCUAAGUUUGUUGUAUGUCUUGUUUCUUGUCUGCUUUCCAAGAUGCCUUUGAGGGAUUCUAUUGCUCUCGCUCUUGUUAUAAAUCAUAAAGGCACUAUUGAGCUCUCUGCCUAUUCUUAUGGACUUCAGAUAGAGAUUAUCAGAGACGAACAUUUUUCCACAAUGACCCUUUACAUUUUGAUAAGCUCAUACAUCUUGCCUAUCUUGGUGAAGAUGGUGUAUGACCCCUCCAGAAAAUAUACUGGUUACCAGAAAAGAGAUAUAAUUCACUUGAAACCCAACUCAGAGCUAAGAAUCCUCGCCUGCAUCCACAGACCUGAUAACAUAGCCCCCAUGAUCAACCUCCUUGAAGCUUCAUGCCCAACAAAAGACAACCCCGUUGAUGUUUAUGUUCUUCAUCUUAUUGAGCUCAUAGGUCAGGCAUCUCCUCUCUUCAUCUCCCACCAAAUCCAAAAGAAGAAAGUUGGCACCAAGUCUUACUCAGAUAAUGUCAUCAUCUCCUUCAAUAAUUUCCAGAAAAAUUUCUGGGGUUUAGUUAGUGUUAGUACCUUCACUUCAAUCUCUUCCCUUGAAUGCAUGUAUGAGGACGCCUGCACACUUGCGCUUGACAAACUCACAUCCCUUAUCCUCCUCCCUUUCCAUCGAACAUGGUCCAUUGAUGGGUCCAUUGUGAUAUCAGACAACAACAUGAUAAGGAACCUAAAUUGUAGCGUCCUUGGAGUGGCGCCUUGCUCGGUUGGGAUCCUGGUUGAUCGAAGCCGCAUAGGACAAAAAGAGAAAUCAAUUGAUGAAUCUUACCAUGUGGGUAUGAUUUUCUUCGGCGGAGAAGACGAUAGAGAGGCUCUAACACUAGCCAAGCGCAUGUCUAAAGACUCCAGAUCGAAUUUGACUGUUAUUCAUUUUUUAUUAUCAUCAGGAGUUGUUGUUUCGGAUUGGAACUCCAUGCUUGAUUCCACACAUCUAAGAGAAUUCAAGCACAAUAGUGGUGGGCAAGGGUGUGGCAUGUACAUAGAGGAAACUGUGAAAGAUGCAUCAGAGACUGCAUUGGUUCUUAGAUCCAUGGUAGAUUACUAUGAUCUGUUUAUUGUUGGGAAAGGAGGAGGGAUGGGAACUCCUUUUACAGCAGGCCUUGACGAAUGGACUGAAUUCCCUGAGUUGGGUGUCAUAGGAGACUUGCUUUCGCAACCAGAUCUUGAUAGCAGAGCUUCAGUCUUAAUAGUGCAACACCAAAAGCAAAGCUUAUAGUACGCAUGCAUAGUCAGUUUCAUGUUUCUAAUUUUCUUCUUCUUCUGCUUCUUCUUCUAAGUGUAAGUUACAUGGGAAAAUUUCUUCAUGCUGCUAGUAUCUAGAUUACUCUCCAGCUUCUAGAACAGCUUAAAUAUGGUUUAGUUAGCAGAUACUAUGUUAUAUAUCAUUCAGUUUUGUAUUAUAAGAAUUAAUUUUAUAUAUUCACUGCAAAAUUAAAAUUC
Carica papaya (papaya) is the source of this 2884-nucleotide messenger RNA. RefSeq names its product cation/H(+) antiporter 4-like. NCBI's taxonomy places the organism in Eukaryota, Viridiplantae, Streptophyta, Magnoliopsida, Brassicales, Caricaceae. Gene Ontology annotation, biological process: proton transmembrane transport; regulation of pH. Gene Ontology annotation, cellular component: endomembrane system; membrane. The record is from RefSeq and is a predicted model, not a curated record. Gene Ontology annotation, molecular function: antiporter activity.